AUGUCUACGUCUUCUCCAAGUGUCACGUCGUCCCCAACAGCACCGGUGGCCCACGCGGCAUCGCACACGCACACUGACACCGUGAGCGGCCCCGUGCUCUGCCCUUUCUGCGACAAGGAGCUUCCAGCAGACAUUAUCUCCCGACCGGGAAUCCCACUAGCGGCCAAUGGGUUCGCUUCGAGUGCUGAGAUGUCGACGUCGGCACUCAUGAGCUCGGAAGGCGAUGCGGAUCAGGCAGACACGCUGGCGUCCAAGGCCGCCAUCAGUGAUGACGACAUUCGGCGCUGGUCCUCAAUCGUUGGUGUGACGAUUUCCGCCCCACCAAAGCUUGCGCCCCUUGCUCAGCCAGCAGUCAGCGAACUGGCCAAGCCUGUGCCCCUGUUACCUCCACCGCCUCCAGCUCGAGCUUCGCCGAAGCCCACCAAAUCGCGCUUCGGUUUCUUCUCGAAAAGCAAGGCGAACACCGAUGACGAUGACAGCGGCUCGGAUGGCAUCAUCUCGGGGUACGCCAAACUCGGUGGGCCCGGUUCCGACGACGAAGGCGACAACGACUACGCGAGCGACGAGGAAAUCACAUUCAAGCCGCGGCCACGCGAUGACACGCAAUCCGAGAAGGCGGCCUCGCGGCCUGAGACGCCGGCCCUGGCCCCACCACUUGUCCUCAAGGAGACCACUGGUGUGGGCGACGCAGAGCUCAAGUCUGUGCUGCGCGAGGUGUUGAGUCGAGUACAGGCAUUGUCCCAAUCACACGCCGAGCUGCAGACUUCUCACACAACGUUGCUGACGUCGCUCAAGAUCGCGCGGUCGAACCUCAUCAUGGCUGAGGCCAACACUGAAAUGCUCGAGGCCGAAUUGCGACGAGCCAAGGCCACUGCAGCUAAUGCCGCUCGGACCAGUACACCCCUGGCAAGAUCAUCGGGUGACGUUACACGGCCCUCAAUCGAGACGAGAGGCUCCGGAUCGGGCAAAACGUGGUUUGGACGGGCGAAGCCCUCGUCGCCGACCGAGGCCACGAUGCGCAUCUCGGGCGAGGGACUGCGGUCGAGCGAGUCGGACGAAUUGAAAAAGUUACGGGACCGGCUUGCGUCGCAGAGCGAUGAGCUCGAAGUACUCAAGAAGGGCAAGAAGGACAUUGAGGCUGAGCUCGAGGGUCUGUCGCAGGCGUUGUUUGAGGAGGCGAACAAGAUGGUUGCAGAUGAGCGCAAAAAGCGAGCCGAACUCGAGGACACGCUCCACGAGGUCAAGGGUGAGCGUGCCGCACUGCGCGAGACGGUCAAGGUUCUUGGUGGGCGCAUCCAGACUCCACCGCCAAUCGCUACGCCACAGGAGAUGGCGUAUGAGUCGCCCAGUCUCGACAAACACUACGCUGCGUUGCGGAGGAGUAUUCACCACGUCGUUGAUUCGCCUACCCCGGCCAUGAGCGAGCCUGGCACGCCUCCAGACGCAGAGGAAUCAGGGGUAGAACACAACGAGUUCAAGUCUGCGCCGUCUUCGCCUGAGAUCAACAUCCCUGGCGCGUUUACGACUGUAGCCCCAGCAUCGUUAGAGACUGAGCCGAACCCAUGGGCGACGACGCCGCCAGUGGCAGGUUAA
Molecule: messenger RNA, 1593 nt
Organism: Cutaneotrichosporon cavernicola
Lineage: Eukaryota; Fungi; Basidiomycota; Tremellomycetes; Trichosporonales; Trichosporonaceae
Exons: 2
Coding region: 1-1593 (530 amino acids)
Biological process (GO): exocytosis
Cellular component (GO): cell tip; Golgi to plasma membrane transport vesicle
Molecular function (GO): guanyl-nucleotide exchange factor activity
Source: RefSeq, a predicted model, not a curated record